This is a messenger RNA of Erinaceus europaeus (western European hedgehog), 815 nucleotides long. Its product is annotated as coiled-coil domain-containing protein 169-like. The transcript has a single exon. The record is from RefSeq and is a predicted model, not a curated record. NCBI's taxonomy places the organism in Eukaryota, Metazoa, Chordata, Mammalia, Eulipotyphla, Erinaceidae. The coding region runs from base 41 to 685 and encodes 214 amino acids.
UGCUGAAGAGAAGGGUGUGGGAGAGCCCUGGACAUAAAAUAUGGGGGAUGCAAGAAGGGAUGACUUCAAAAAUAAGAGCAUAGAACGCCUUAAACUGGAGCUAGAGAAAGAAAUCCAUUUGAAACGUAAAGUACAACUUUCAAUACGUGAAAUAAGACAAAAGAUAGCAGAACUGGAAACGAAAAUCAAAGCUCAACAUGAAAACAAUGAGUGGAAAGUCCGUUAUGAGACACAACUCGAAGUAAACAAACUACUAGAAAAGCAAAUUGCUGCUUUCAAAGAAAAAAUGGAAAAAAUGCGGGGAAAUCCUUCAGAUAGACUAUCUUCUAUUCGUGUCUAUGAGAGAAUGACGGCAGAAUCUUUAACUUCAAUACUUAGACAGUUAGAAAAAGAAAAAAGGAUUCUUGAAUAUCAAGUGAAAAACUGUGCACUUAAACUGGAACAAGAAUCAAAAGCCUACCACAAGGCAGAUGAUGAACGACGUAUAUGUCUAGCUGAAAUAGCUCAUCUCACAGACUCACACCACAGUUCUAAAAGGCAUCAGAUGGAUCAACUGCACAGAACGAAAGAUAAUCCACUGAGAACAGGAGCAUAUACUCCACUUCAUCAGAAGACAGCAAAUGUCAAAAAAGGUUCAGCAAAAAAGAGUACAAGAGCAAACCAUCUUCCAAAACUCAAUCCGUGAUUACAGAAUUGGGUAGAUUUCUAUUUCUUCCCUUUUAUCAUAUGGACUAUUCAUCUUGUGAAGUUAAUGUUCAACAUAUUUUUCAGGGAAUGAAAUAGGUAAGAAAGAGCUAUUAAAUCUCUUAAGCUCA